Molecule: messenger RNA, 2251 nt
Organism: Linepithema humile (Argentine ant)
Lineage: Eukaryota; Metazoa; Arthropoda; Insecta; Hymenoptera; Formicidae
Product: FERRY endosomal RAB5 effector complex subunit 3
Cellular component (GO): cytoplasm
Source: RefSeq, a predicted model, not a curated record
GGGGCGUCAAACAGUUGUUGAUUGUCGCGUAGAUUGUGUAUUCUUAAAUUUAUGGAUGGAAGAGACGUGAGGAGUAAAUGUAUCUGUUUCAAAUUUAUAUAAAACUUAUGAAAUAGCAUUAUUUGUUUAAUGAUAGUACGAGGAAAUUCCGUACAUGCUGGAACAGAGGUUAUAUUUGUUAACUACAGUUGACAGUUCGAUCAUCUGAUCGAAACAUAUGAUGGUCACAUGACAUAUAUAUCGAUGAAACAAUGAAUGCAAUGAAUAAAGCAGAAGAGGAAUACAUCGAGAAGACAUUUAUCUACAAGUUUCCAACAUGUACUACCAAUCAAGAAUAUACAUUAGAAAUUCCAAUAAAAAUACCAUAUCAUGGUUCCAUAAAAGAAUUGAUGCAUCGCAUAAUGUCAUCGUUCAAACUACCAUGUUAUGUGGAAUCAGACUUGUUAGAAGCUCUGCAAAGUAAUAUCAAAGAGCUUACACUGCAGUUUCAUGAUGAAAAAGCAGAAAAACUUAUUGAAAGUGCCAAAACAGGCACUCUAGAUCUAGAAGACAUAAUUAAAAACUGGGAGAAAAUAUACAAACAGAAAACAGCAGAAUAUUCUGAUCCUAUUGGCACCACAGAUGAAGAAUUAUUUGCAGCUGCAUAUCAUAGAUUAGUGCAUUCUCCAUCUUUAGAACCAAUUUUGCAAGCGGAACACAAAUUUGGACGGGAUGUCACGGAAGUAAUUCAAAUGAGAGACACCGACUAUGAGCAUCUCACACAAAAACAAACCGACGAAAUGCGCGUCGCCGUCGAGGCUCUUGAAGCAGGAUCUACCGAAAAAUCUAUAAACGACAUGGCAGGUCGUCAUUUUGAGGAGCAGAGUUUAUUGCAGGGUUAUUGGGGAUCCAGGGUCGAUGCUUUGAGAUUAGAUCAACGGCGGCAGUAUCGGAAUUGGAUCAUGAGAUUGCUCGAGGAACAACAGACCAGUAUGAUACCCUCGCCGAUGGGUUCACCUAUAGUACCGUUGCCACCAUUGCGUCCCGCUUUAGACAAAUUCGUUCACAGCGAGGAGAAACAGACGGCCGAUUAUCCUCUAUUAGAAGAAAGCUUCACCAUACAUUUGGGAUCCCAGAUGAAACAAAUGCAUAAUAUACGUAUAUUAACCGGAGACGUGCUUGAUUUUUGCCGUACGAAAAAUAGUGAAUCCGGGAUGGAUCCAACGCCGCAAAGAUUACAAACAGCUUUAGGAUUAUAUUCGAACGAUCUGUGUGGAUUGGUUCUCCUAAGCGAUAAUCAUUUAGGCUAUUCUGGAAUUACAAAAGAAUUAUGCUCGAUAUGUCAGUUAACGACAGAAUUCCAUUUCCCACCGAUUGAUGAGCAGUUGGAAAAAAUUCGGGAAGAUGUAAAGGAUGCUGUUGCCUGGAGGCAGGCGCAUUACAGAGAAGGAAGUGACCCACAUACGAAAAGAUCCACGACGAGCAAAAGCUUACAAACUGGCGAUGUUUUUAUCACGAGACACUCCAAUCUGGCACAAGUUCAUGUAGUAUUUCACAUGAUAGUGAAUGAUUCUUUAAGAUCUGGCGAUAUCAACUCGAGACAUCCCGCUAUAUUGGGAUUAAGAAAUAUUUUGAAAACGGCGUGUUGCAACGAUGUGACUACGCUGACAAUUCCCGUAUUGCUCGUCCAUGAAAUGUCAGAGGACAUGACGGUCGCCUGGUGCACGAAGCGAGCCGAGCUAGUUUUCAAAUGCGUGAAAGGAUUUAUGAUCGAAAUGGCAUCCUGGGGUGGAGCCGAAUUGAAGAAUCUUCAAUUUCUCGUACCGAAAGGAAUGUCCGAAGAAGUGUUCGGAACAUUAGCCACAAUGUUGCCUAGCAUAUUUCGAGUGUCGAAUCCGCUGGUUUUCAAGGCCACCAGCACCCCACAAACCCCAAAAAAGUGAACGAUUUGCCCAUGUUAUCGUUGCAUGCACUUGGAACAUUGCAAUGUUUACUGUACAUGCAGCCGUGAUUAUCUGCAGUAACAAUUAUUCGCCGUGGGCGUGAAAAAGAUACACUUUGUGAAUAAAUUUCUGACUUUUAAUAAGCUCUCUUUGUUUAUAUCACUUUCAUGCGAUUAAUUUCUCAUCUCGAAUCAAUUCAAUAUUUCCAGUGCCAUAAAAUAAAUAACAAAUAAAUGUUUUUUUCAUCAAAUACUGCAGGAUUUAUUCGAUGUAUAUUUUAUUGGUUCUGCUCUCUUUCAAUAUUAUUAAUAAAAUGUUUACACUGACUU